CUGAUCACGUGACCAAACCCGGACGCAACAGACCGCCUGACAGAAAGCGAAGCUCCGAUGUAAACACAAGCGUUAAAACGGAAUUUAUCAGUCUUCAUAGCAGCUGUAUUUAAUCAACAUUGGAGGCGACAGAAUGAACCAAGGCUGUUUAAGAAAACUACAGACUGCAACAAGAGAAAAACUCCGAAAACUCAACUCUCUGCGCGGGCGACAGGUGCAGCCAGGUGAGUUCUGGGAUGUUGUGGUUGUUUCUGCUGCGGACAGAAGUCAGAAAGAAUCAUACGAGCUGCAGAUCAGAGAGAAAACUGACAGAAAGGAGCUUCCACUUGGAGUUCAGUACAAGGUUUUCUCAGAUCCUCCUGGUCCUAAAAUAGGUAAUGGAGGCUCCACUCUGUACGCUUUGCAGCAGCUGAAUGACAUCUAUGGAAAAUGUCUGAGCAGACUGAGAGUCAUCCUCAUCCAUGCAGAUGAGUGGAAGAAGAAAGUUGGAGAAUCGUACUCUGUGAUCGUGGAGAAGCUGGACGAUGACUUCCAGCUUAAAGACAGCGAGCUGGCGGAUCUCAAACUUGCUUUCAGCUCUGACGAGGCUUUUCAGAAGGUGAACGUGAGCUACCGAACGGAGAAGGGGCUGUCGCUGCUGCACCUCUGCUGUGUGUGUGGAGGGAACAAGACCCACAUACGAACCCUGAUGGUCAAAGGCCUGCGUCCGUCCAGACUGACCAGAAAUGGAUUUACUGCUCUCCAUCUGGCUGCUUAUAAGGACAACGCUGAGCUGGUGACUGCUCUCCUGCACGGAGGCUCAGAUGUGCAGCAGGUGGGAUACGGAGCCCUCACCGCCCUGCAUGUUGCCACGCUGGCUGGGCAUCAUGAGGCUGCAGAUAUUCUCCUACAGCAUGGAGCUUAUGUCAACGUCCAGGAUGCUGUGUUUUUCACCCCGCUGCAUAUUGCUUCCUACAGCGGUCACGGGCAGUUGGUGAAGCUGCUGCUGAAGUUUGGUGCAGAUGUGAAUUCAAGUGGUGAGGUUGGCGACCGGCCUCUGCAUCUGGCUGCAGCCAAAGGUCUUCUAGGGAUCAUCAAACUGCUGAUGGCUGAAGGGAGCAAAGCUAAUGUAAAUGCCCAAGACAAUGAAGAUCACGUUCCUCUCCACUUCUGCGCCCGCUUCGGACACCAUGAGGUCGUCCAUUUUCUUCUGCAGAGCAGCUCCGAUGUGCAGCCUCACUCUGUUAACAUCUACGGGGACACACCGUUACACCUGGCCUGCUAUAACGGCAAAUUCGCAGCAGUGAAGGAGAUAGUACAGUUCUCUGGCACAGAAAGUCUUUCUAAGGAGAACAUUUUCAGUGAAACAGCACUUCACAGUGCAUGCACCUACGGCAAAGACCUGGACAUGGUGAAGUUCUUACUGAGCCAGAACACUAUGAGCAUCAACCAUCAGGGCAGAGACGGACACACAGCUCUGCACAGCGCCUGUUUCCACGGCCACAUCCGCCUGGUGCAGUUCCUGCUGGACAACGGUGCAGACAUGAACCUCGUCGCCUGCGAUCCCAGCAGGUCCAGUGGAGAGAAAGACGAGCAGACGUGCCUCAUGUGGGCUUACGAGAAAGGCCAUGAUGCCAUCGUCACUUUGCUAAAACACUACAAGCGUCCAGAUGACUCCCCCUGCAAUGAGUACUCCCAGCCAGGAGGGGAUGGGUCCUACGUUUCUGUCCCGUCUCCUCUCGGAAAGAUCAAAAGCAUGACUAAAGAGAAAGCAGAAGUUCUCGUGCUCAGGGCCAGCCUCCCGUCUCACUUCCACCUUCAGCUGUCUGAGCUGGAGUUCAAUGAAAUUAUUGGAUCAGGCUCCUUCGGAAGAGUCUACAGAGGCAAAUGCAGGAACAAAAUCGUCGCCAUAAAACGCUACCGAGCCAACACGUACUGCUCAAAGUCGGACGUGGACAUGUUCUGCAGGGAGGUUUCCAUCCUCUGCCGCCUCAACCAUCCCUGCAUCAUCCAGUUUGUGGGAGCGUGUCUGGACGACCCCAGCCAGUUCGCCAUCGUCACCCAGUACGUCUCCGGAGGAUCGUUGUUCUCGCUGCUGCACGAGCAGAAGAGGCUUAUCGACCUGCAGUCCAAGCUCAUCAUCGCCAUCGACGUGGCCAAGGGCAUGGAGUACCUGCACAACCUCACCCAGCCCAUCAUCCACAGGGACCUCAACAGUCACAAUAUUCUGCUUUAUGAGGAUGGGCACGCAGUGGUGGCUGAUUUUGGAGAGUCCAGAUUUCUUCAGUCGGUUGAUGAGGAUAACAUGACCAAGCAGCCAGGGAACUUGCGCUGGAUGGCUCCUGAGGUGUUCACUCAGUGCACUCGCUACUCAGUGAAGGCCGACAUGUUCAGCUACGCCCUCUGUCUGUGGGAGCUGCUCACCGGAGAGAUUCCCUUCGCUCAUCUAAAACCUGCUGCUGCAGCAGCAGAUAUGGCUUAUCACCACAUCCGUCCUCCUAUUGGCUACUCCAUCCCCAAACCCAUCUCUGCACUUUUGAUGAGAGGCUGGAACUCCUGCCCAGAGGACAGGCCUGAGUUCUCUGAAGUGGUUUCCAACCUGGAGGAGUGCCUGUGCAAUGUGGAGCUGAUGUCUCCAGCCUCCAGUAACAGCAGUGGCUCCCUGUCGCCCUCCUCGUCCUCCGACUGUCUGCUGGGUCGAGGAGGACCCGGUCGGAGCCACGUUGCCGCCCUUCGCUCUCGAUUUGAGCUUGAAUACGCUCUCAACACUCGCGCCUACGCCUUCUGGACUCAGAGCGAGCGUCGGCGAGCAUCUGGAGGCCUCACACUGGAGGAGCUGAGGAGGAGCAUGCAGUUCUCGCCCAUUGAUCGGAAUGGGUACGUUUCUGAUCCAAUGAGCACCAUGAGAUUAAGUUCUUCCUUCAGCAGCAGCGGCAGCUUCGAGGACAGUAACUGAACCCGUUUUAAGCUCCAAACCUUUUUUUUUUAAAUUUCCAUAUAACUGGCAUUUUGUGAAUUCAUUUUAGGUAAAACCGAAGUAGGAGACUAAUAAAUAAAUAGAGAAAGAUAUUACUAACCGACCUUAAUGCGCAUUGUAACCCUAAAAAUCGUAUGUUGGAUUUAUUUAUUUACUGCAGUAUGUUAAAAAAAAAAAAAAAAAAAAAAAAAAAAAAAAGGGGUGUAUUUUCUUGAGGCUUUUACAUCUUGUAAGGAUUUUGUGUGACAAAUUUUGUUUUUAUGUAUGUGCUUUGCAAUAAAGUACAGAAUGAUCAUGAA
Messenger RNA from Acanthochromis polyacanthus (spiny chromis), 3255 nucleotides. It is a transcript of the gene tnni3k, whose product is annotated as TNNI3 interacting kinase. Gene Ontology annotation, cellular component: ciliary inversin compartment. The record is from RefSeq and is a predicted model, not a curated record. NCBI's taxonomy places the organism in Eukaryota, Metazoa, Chordata, Actinopteri, Pomacentridae. The coding region runs from base 134 to 2935 and encodes 933 amino acids. Gene Ontology annotation, biological process: protein localization to ciliary inversin compartment; protein phosphorylation. The transcript has 27 exons. Gene Ontology annotation, molecular function: ATP binding; protein kinase activity; protein binding.